Porites evermanni is the source of this 309-nucleotide messenger RNA. Lineage: Eukaryota; Metazoa; Cnidaria; Anthozoa; Scleractinia; Poritidae. The record is from the annotation of a GenBank genome assembly.
GUGGGCUUUGCCGUUGCAGCUAACCAGAACAAACAACUUUUAGGCAAAAAUGGACUUCUUCCAUCUGACCUAUACUUGAAGAGGAUUGAAAGUCACUUUUCAGAUACCAGCUGGAGGAAAAUUCUUCAUGUUCCAACUCUUCUUCUUUACACUGAUAAAAGUAGAAUUGACGAACAUUUGGAUCUACUAGCGUAUACUGGGAUGUUAUUCUCAGGAGUUGUUGUGGUCUUUGGAUGUGCUAAUAUGUUUAUCAUGACAUUGCUUUGGGUAUUAUACCAUUCUAUUGUCAACAUUGGACAGAGGUGGUAA